GCGCGAGAGUUAUUGAACCAUAAUUAAGUGAUAUGACCACAUAUAUGGCCGAUCAGGACAAGAAAAGAGAACAGCGAGCGACCAACAAAAUUUUACACAGUGUAAUAAUAAGGAGGGAACAGAGAAACGAUGAGUUCGCCCAAAGUCCGCCUUGUAGCCUCGACCAGCAACCCCAACGGGUCUCUGCCGGUCAGAAAUGAAGCUCAUACGCACGACUCUUUCUUCAAGAGCGUCCAAUGGUCCGCCGACGGCACCACCCUCUUCACCUCAUCCUUCUCCAACCGCAUAUGCACCUUCGUCCUGCCCGAGACCCUCCUGGAGCCACGACAAUCACCUGCAGAGCUCACCGCGACCAGUGCCCUCGCUCUCCCGGAACCAACCAGCGCCAUUGCGCCCUGCCCUUACUUUGCCCUGGAAAACCCUUCAACCCAGGUUCUCCUCACCGCCAGCACCGACCAUCCCAUUCAACUCCACCACGCCUUUCCCCCGUCAUCACCAUCAUCAACAUCGUCAUCACACGCUAAUGACACUUACCACAAUGACGACGACGACAGCCAAACAACCACUCCCUCAACGCCAGCAUCAUCAUCACCAGCACCGCCGCCGCCGCCACCGACGGGGCGGCCCCGGCCCAUCGCCUCCUUCCGACUGAUCAAGCAAGAGACCGAGGCAUACCUCCCAAUCGCCUCGCUCCUCUGGCCCGCCCCGGGGACGCACUUCAUCGCCGGCACCGCGAACCGCAUCGCCCUCUUCGACGUCUCCCGCCCGGACGCCCUCAGCCCGGACCCGCUGCUGUCCAUCGCCACCAUCCCCUCGGCCCGCCACCUCGCCAAGGGGGGCGGCGUGGGCAUGCGCGGGAUGGUGUCCGCGCUGGCGGCCCAGCCUGUCUCGUCGGCGGUGGACGAUGGCGGCGGCGGCGGCGCCGGUUGGGGUUGGGGUUGGGGUCUGCUGGCCGCGGGGACGUGGACGCGGAACCUGGGGGUGUACGAUCUCGUCCGGAGCGGGGACUGCGUCGCGACCUGGAGCGUCGAAGGCGCGGCGAAAGAGGCCGGAAUCGGCGGGAGAGGCGUGAUGCAGACCCUGUGGUCGCCUUGUGGCCGGUAUCUGCUGGUCAAUGAACGGGCGGCGACGGGUUUGCUGGUUUAUGACCUGAGGGGCACGCAUCGGCUGCUAGGGGUCCUGGAAGGGAGGGAUGGAACGACCAAUCAGCGAUUGAGCUGCGAUGUGUUUCCCGGGAGCGAGAGGACCGGCGGCUUUGAGGUGUGGGCGGGAACGAAGGACGGGGCUGUUGUAGCCUGGGAGGGGGUUGGGAAUCAGGAGGGCGCCGUUCAACCGACCUGGACCUGGAAGGCGCACGGCUCUGCAGUCGGGGCCACGGCAAUGCAUAUGAGUGGAUCAGUUGUUGCGACCUGCUCAGGGGCCUGGACUUUUGUCGGUGGUGACAGCUCUGACAGCUCGGAGGAGUCCGGGUCAGAGGCCAGCACCGCACGGCGGGGCAGUUCCAAACCGCGUAUCGCUGUCAAGGAGACGAGCCUCAAAGUCUGGAGUCUUGAUUCGAGCUUCUCGUCUCAGUCGGAGGAGGCCGUCAUGGAUAGAGGCAGCGCCGAAACAUGACGAGGGCCUUUCUCACUCCCUGCUUUUGCAAAAUCUGUUCCCCAUUAUACCCGCCCCGUCAUCUCAUUCAGAUCAGUCGACGAUUGGUGAGUGUCGACCAAGACAGAGAAGCCUCUCAUGUUGGCCCGUGAC
Thermothelomyces thermophilus ATCC 42464 is the source of this 1746-nucleotide messenger RNA. RefSeq lists its product as uncharacterized. The record is from RefSeq and is a predicted model, not a curated record. Gene Ontology annotation, molecular function: protein binding. Bases 130 to 1614 code for a protein of 494 amino acids. NCBI's taxonomy places the organism in Eukaryota, Fungi, Ascomycota, Sordariomycetes, Sordariales, Chaetomiaceae. The transcript is spliced from 2 exons.